AUACACCGACGUGACGUCAUAGAGACGCGGCGGAAGAAGAGUGUUUUCGCCCUAAAGAAGCGCCAGCUCUCAUUGAAUGAGCCAAGAUUUAAAUCAGCCUUUAUUUUAUCUUUCAUUUUAUAUCCUUGCAAAACUUAGUUAUCCGCUUUUUGCGUUGGCAGACAACGCCAAAGCUUUUGGCUUGAGGUUACGGUUAAACGCGAGGAGGCAGGCUGGCGCAGGUUGCAGGGUGCUCCUGGAUCAUGAGAGACAGUGGCAGCAGCCUGGCUCAAACACACUGGUCCAAUGAGCUGACGCUGACCGCAGGGCAGGAGGGCGCUGGGGGUGGGGGGGGUGCCAUAGGAGGUGGCCAUUUAAUGAAUCCAGCCAUGGCCCAACAUGCCCCGAGCCCAGCCCACUUCAAACUGGGGCGCAGAGAGGAGGACGUCAGAAUGUGGGGUGCAGACUAUACUGUCCGUGAGGUGAAGGACGAGGAGGAAAAUGUGGAGAUGGAGAGUGAAGAGGAUCUGGUGGACAGGAAAGCCGAGGGUGGUUUGCAGUGUAAUGAUAAAGGUGACGAUGAGGAGUGGGGCUCGCCAGAGCACUCAAAGCUAGUGGAAAUGGAUGUCAGUGUUACAGAUGACUUUACCCUCUGCUUGGCCCAGACUAGCCCCAGUUCGCUCAAAGAGAGGAAGCUAGCCCGGUUGCGGUAUCAGGGCCAGAGGUGUUUGAGCGUUCGCUACCGUUUGGCCCAGCAGUGGAGAACUUGGCGUCAGCGAGCCAAAUGGGCAGGAACUAUGGGAUACAGGAGGGUACGCAGAUGUCACAGACGCCGCCACUCUGGCAGUCGACUUUUCCAGAGACCGCCUGGCAAUUCAUUGUUAAAUGGAGACCCAGAAGGACUUUUGGGGACAACAGAGGAGAGAGAAGCUGAUUUAUCUGGCUCCUGUAGCACAAAUGGGAUUCCGAAAGGAAGGGAUGGUAUCCAUGGUGCAAUCAUGGGGGACAGGGAGGGACGGGCCUCCCCUGCUACUGUACAGUCUCAACGGGAAAAGUCCUCCCCACAGAAUCAGCUUAGCAGCGAACACAUCUCUUGUGUACAAGGUAUUCUGGACGAGUUUCUCCAGCAGUAUGGGAGUUUGAUUCCCAUCCAUGUGGAUGAGGUGGUGGAGAAGCUUCAGGAGAUCUUUAACGAGAGCUUUUCAAGUCCUCAAAGGAAGUUAAUGGUGCAACAUUUAAUGCAGUCCUACCAGCGCAUGUCCGGAAGUGCAGUGAUGCGGGGGUUUCGUGUAAAUUACAAGCGUCACGUCCUCACCAUGGAUGAUCUGAGCACACUUUAUGGUCAGAACUGGCUCAAUGAUCAGGUCAUGAACAUGUAUGGGGAUUUGGUCAUGGAUGCUGCUCCUGAAAAGGUCCACUUUUUCAACAGCUUCUUUUAUGACAAACUUCGCACGAAAGGUUACGACGGGGUCAAACGGUGGACAAAAAAUGUUGAUAUUUUCCAGAAGAAGUUCUUAUUGAUCCCUAUUCAUCUGGAAGUACACUGGUCAUUAGUGUGUGUGAAUGUUCCUCAGCGUAGCAUCACAUAUUUCGAUUCCCAGAGGACCCUCAACCGUCGUUGCCCCAAACACAUUGCCAAAUACCUGCAAGCAGAGGCAAUCAAGAGAGAACAGAAGGAGUUUUACACAGGGUGGAAAGGCUUUUUCAAAAUGAAUGUGGCAAGGCAGAACAAUGACAGUGAUUGUGGAGCUUUUGUCCUUCAGUACUGUAAGUGCCUGGCCCUGGAACAGCCUUUCAGCUUCGGUCAGCAGGAUAUGCCCAAGCUACGGAGACAAAUGUACAAAGAACUGUGUCACUGUAAACUGUCUCUGUGAGACCGUGACAUCUUACACUUCUAAAUAAGCUCCAAGUCCAGACAGCAUUUAGGUGGGAAACGUGCAAACGUUUUUAACCCUCUUUUCGUUCAAUGACUUUGUAUUUUGACUUGGUGAAUGCCAUACUCUGUUCGGCCCAGUUGUUUGUUUGCUCAGAUCAAAACGCAAGAGGAGUUGUUUUCUAGAAGUGGGAGGGGGAGCUGACCUCAGUAAACCGUUCAUUAGGUGCCGCCAUUUUGUUGGCAAUUCUAUUUUUUAUUUUUCAUGAUCUUGAUGUCAGUAACUUGUAUGUUAAAGGUAAUACCAUCGACUGGUGAGGGAGGAGACUUGCAGACAUUUUAAAAAUGUAAUGCGAUAUUCAUUUACUGAGAGUCAAUGCGGACCACAACACUAUAUGAGCAGUUUUGUUUGUUCAAUAUUGUUUGUCUGUUGUUAUGUACCUGUGCGAUUUAAGAUGCAAAACUAUGGAGAUGAAAAAAGAGCAGCUGUAAAUUAAACUGUUUUAUAUCUUUUGAGAUGCAUACGUUGUUGUAAGAUGUACUAAUAAAAAUUAAGAAAAUAA
This is a messenger RNA of Onychostoma macrolepis, 2415 nucleotides long. It is a transcript of the gene senp3a, whose product is annotated as SUMO specific peptidase 3a. Gene Ontology annotation, biological process: protein desumoylation. The record is from RefSeq and is a predicted model, not a curated record. Gene Ontology annotation, molecular function: deSUMOylase activity. Lineage: Eukaryota; Metazoa; Chordata; Actinopteri; Cypriniformes; Cyprinidae. Gene Ontology annotation, cellular component: nucleus.